Molecule: messenger RNA, 1908 nt
Organism: Pseudoliparis swirei
Lineage: Eukaryota; Metazoa; Chordata; Actinopteri; Perciformes; Liparidae
Product: piggyBac transposable element-derived protein 4-like
Exons: 6
Coding region: 1-1908 (635 amino acids)
Source: RefSeq, a predicted model, not a curated record
AUGAACGAGAAGGACGAGGAGAAGAAGAAGAAGAAGAAGAAGAAGCGCGAGAAAAAGGCGGACCCGGAGAAAUGGAACGAGAUGAACGAGAAGGACGAGGAGAAGAAGAAGAAGAAGAAGAAGAAGAAGCGCGAGAAAAAGGCGGUAGCGGUCGCGGUCGCGGUCGUCCUCGCGGUCGUCCUCGCCUCAAAGACGUGGUGGCGGCGGCGGCGCCUCGUUUCGCCGACGGACCCGGAGAAACGGAACGAGACGAACGAAAAGGACGAGAAGAACGAGGAGGAGAAGAAGAAGAAGAAGAAGCGCGAGAAAAAGGCGGUAGCGGUCGCGGUCGUCCUCGCGGUCGUCCUCGCCUCAAAGACGUGGCGGCGGCGGCGCCUCGUUUCGCCGACGCGUCCUCUUCGGGAACGGACCUUGCUGUCGAAAAACGGUGAAAUAUCGUGGUCCUCGACGCCGUACGACAGAGCGGGACGCCCGGAAUCGCCGCGCCCGCCUUCGCUCCGGGGGCCCACGGCGUACGCAAAGUCGCACGCCCGGGACGCGGCCUCGACGUUCCGCAUGUUUGUCACGCCGGCCGUGGAAAGGAUCGUCCUGGAGAUGACCAAUCUGGAGGGCUCGCGAAAAUACGGCGACGGCUGGAAAGGGAUGGACGAGACCGACCUGCGCGCCUACAUGGGCCUGCUGAUCUUGGCGGGCGUGUACAGGUCCCGGGGCGAGGCCCUCUCCAGUCUGUGGGACGCCGAGAGCGGCAGGGCCGUUUUCCGCGCCACGAUGCCGCUCAAACGCUUUCACUCGUGGUCGAGACUGCUGCGCUUUGACGACCGCGAGACGCGAGGCGAGAGACGCGCGACCGACAAACUGGCGGCCGUGAGGGAGGUCUGGGAAGCGUGGGUGGCGCGCCUGCCGCUCCUCUACGACCCGGGCCCCGAAGUGACGGUGGACGAGCAACUGGUUCCCUUCAGAGGCCGGUGUCCUUUCAGGCAGUACAUGCCCAGCAAGCCCGCGAAAUACGGCAUCAAGUCGUGGGUGGCCUGCGACGCCAGGUCCAGCUACGCGUGGAAGAUGCAAAUCUACACCGGCAAGCCCAGCGGCGGACGACCGGAAAAGAAUCUGGGCACGAGGGUCGUGCUCGACGUGACCGAGGGCCUGACGGGGCGCAACGUCACGUGCGACAAUUUCUUCACCUCCUACGAACUCGCGCGGCUGCUCCUGCUCAGGAACAACACCGUGGUCGGCACGGUGAGAAAGAACAAGCCCGAGCUGCCGGCCGCGCUGCUCGCGUGCGGCCAGAGACCCGUCUUUUCGUCAAUGUUUGCCUUCACGCCCGACGCCACGCUCGUCUCCUACCUGCCGAAAAAGAGCGGCAAAAAAAACGUGGUCCUCCUGAGCACCAAGCACGCCGACGCCAAGCCCCUCGUCGUCCUGGACUACAACCGCAACAAGGGCGGCGUGGACAACCUCGACAAGGUCGUCGGGACCUACAGCUGCCGAAGGAUGACCGCCCGCUGGCCCCUGGUCGUCUUCCACAACAUGCUCGACGUGUCUGCCUACGACGCCUUUGUGAUAUGGCGAGAGGUCCACCCCGACUGGAUGCCCGGCAAACGCAACAAGAGGAGGGUGUUUCUCGAGCUGCUGGGAAAGGCGCUCGCCUAUCCGUUCAUGGAGAGGCGGAAGCGAGCGUGCGAAGCCUCGGCCUCCUCCUCCGAGACCUUGUCCUCCGACACCUUGUCCUCCGAGACCUUGACCGCCGCCGCCGCCGCCGUGCCGCGCGGGGUGGCCAGUAAGCGAAAGAGGUGUCAGAUCUGCCCCUGGAAGAAGGACUCUAAAACAUACACCGUGUGCAACGGGUGCAACAAGUACAUCUGCAAGGGCUGCACGCUGACAUACUGCCCGACGUGUGCCGAUGCUUAG